This is a messenger RNA of Mauremys mutica (yellowpond turtle), 2309 nucleotides long. It is a transcript of the gene RPP25, whose product is annotated as ribonuclease P and MRP subunit p25. Gene Ontology annotation, biological process: tRNA 5'-leader removal. NCBI's taxonomy places the organism in Eukaryota, Metazoa, Chordata, Testudines, Geoemydidae. Gene Ontology annotation, cellular component: ribonuclease MRP complex. The coding region runs from base 1422 to 2201 and encodes 259 amino acids. Gene Ontology annotation, molecular function: RNA binding. The record is from RefSeq and is a predicted model, not a curated record. The transcript has 4 exons.
CGUAGUGGAGCAUAAGCUUUCAUGGGUGAAUACCCAUUUCGUCAUAUGGAUGUAGACAUGUGAUAAGGUGUGUACCCCACACAGGGCCUGAAAGGGUUAAUGUGGGCCUGUGGCACCAAUUAGAUACCUGGCUGCACUUGGAGGGAGAGCCAGAUUUAACUGAAUAAGAAGUCUGAUGGGCUGGAAUAGGCUGGAUUGUAAAGCCAGGAAGUUUGCAUAGAAAGAGUCUGCAGGGAGAGUCUGCAGUCACUCUCUGGGAGCCGAGAGCAGCGGGAGGUGAAAUCCCAGGAGGGAGAAUGAGCCCGGGGUUCUAGCCCCAGAAGAAAGGUCAACCCCAGAGAAAUUGUGGGGAAAGGAAUCCUGAGAAGGCUAGGUAGGAAGAAGCCCAGGAAAACAGCAGUAAGGGAUAGGUCUGUGCAGACAUUAGCUGCUUGUAUAGGCACCCGAGAGUAGAGGGUGGACCUGGGUUCCCAUACUAGCCACUGGGAAGUGGCCCAGGAGCACUGGAGAUGCCAACCAGACAGCUGGUCUUGUUACUUUGGAAGGGGAGGACUAUAGUGACAUGGCCAGAGGGCUGAGUCAUGAAGAAGGAGCACCCUGAGUCCUGGAGAGAGAGGGGUCACGGUGCAAGGAAGGGGGCAUCAGACCUGAGUGGAGCUAAUCCCCAGAGACGACCACAAGAAGGCACCUCUCAAGGAACCAGAAGCAACCUCCUGAUUCAAAUGUAGCUGCUCAGCAUUUAACCCUUCAUUUCCAUGUGGGCUGCUCAACUGGAAACACAAUCAAUGCUGACAUGUAUUAGCUACGGACAGCAGUACGAUAAAGUUCUAACUGGCCAGAGAAACACAGCCAAAUUCUGGUUAAUCUCUGGUGCAAGGCAAGCAAGACAUAUGACGUUAGCAACAGUUUGAGAAAUGAUCAUGUCUACAAAACUAUAUCCAAGAAGCUGGCAGCAUUGGGGAUUGGCUGGAUAACCAAACAACACAGAUAAUGCAUCAAGCAGCUGAAGAUAGAGUACCACAAAGUCAAGGAUGCCAACAGCACCACUGAGAACUCUCCAUAUGCACAUCUCUUUUAUGAGAAAUACAAUUGGUUACUUGGAACUGUAGCAGGCACUGAACCCACAGUGGUGCAUAAGAGUCUCCUGAGCAGGGAUGGUGACCUUAUUAACACUCCCCUCCCCCAAUCACAGGCACCACUGGAGGAGAGACAGCCACUAGAUGAAGGGCAAGAAGUGACUCUGGAGUUGAGGCCAGUAACCAAAGAGGUUAUGCCACUAGAGCAGCUACCUCAUAUCCUGAGUCUGUACUUGGAGGACCUAUCUGGGGAUGGCCAUGGGGUGCAGCCUGCUGAGGAACCGGCAUCAGAACUAGCACCAGAGCAGGAGCCAGCUCCUGGCAGUGGAAUGAGGACAUCACCAAAUGGCAGGCUCUCCAUCCCUCAUCGCUACUCAGUGGGAAAGCAUUCCUGUCAAAGGGAAAGUGGGCCCUGGCACAGAGGGGCCAUUCCCUCCUGGGAAGAGAUCGAGGGAAAGGAAAGCAAUGGCUGCCAAAGGGGUGGAAUCUACACCCAUGCCCCCCGUAGCCCAGUCCAGGAUGGAGAACUUCAGGAAGGUCAAGACGUCGGAGCAGGAUAGCCCACUGCCCUUCCCUGACCUGUCCCCUGGCGUGGUGGAGAUGAAAGUGAAGGAGGGCAGCAAGAUCAGGAAUUUGAUGGGCUUUGCCAUGGCCAGGAUGGAGCUGAAGGGCACCCGGCAGAUAGUCUUCAGUGGCUGUGGUCGGGCAGUCACCAAAACCAUCACCUGUGUGGAGAUCAUGAAGAGGAAGCUGGGGGGCCUCCACCAGGUCACCAAGGUGCGUUACAAGACCCUGCUGGAGGUCUGGGAGAACAAGGACCCUCAGCCUGAUGGCCAAGUGGAGAACCUGACCGUCCACAAGAAUGUGCCCUCCAUCUGUAUCCUAUUGUCCAAGGACCCCCUGGACCCGAAUGAGAUGGGCUACCAGCCUCCGGAGUCCAGGGAUGGGCUGUGGGCUGAAGAUGGGGGAACAGAGGAAGAUAGACUCAGUUCACUCCCACAAGGGGUGAAGAGACCUUUGGCACUUCCGCAUGGGGAGCUGGCUAACAAGAAAAUGCAGGUACAGGUACCAGAGAGUCAAAAGGGCUUGGGGACUAUGGACUACAUGCUGGACUGUCAUCACUGACUCACCCCCACCCCCCAGAGAAAUAACCUAAGCCAUACGUAGUGUACAUAGAAAAGAGAUUAUAUAUUGAAGACACUCUAGAUUUUUAGACGCUUUGUAAUCAAUAAA